This is a messenger RNA of Quercus robur (English oak), 1413 nucleotides long. Its product is annotated as UV-B-induced protein At3g17800, chloroplastic. The record is from RefSeq and is a predicted model, not a curated record. NCBI's taxonomy places the organism in Eukaryota, Viridiplantae, Streptophyta, Magnoliopsida, Fagales, Fagaceae. The coding region runs from base 88 to 1302 and encodes 404 amino acids. The transcript is spliced from 3 exons.
GAGAAAAAGAGAGUAUUAGAAAACAGAGUCUGUUUGACUUUGUGGUGAAAAAAAAAAAAAGCCCUAGAGCGAGCGUAGAUAAUAAUAAUGCAGAUUACAGGGGCUGUGAGCGAUGUUUUAGUCGCAAUUCCGUCGCCCAUCAAUCACAAGUCCCACGCACUCUCCGAUUCCAACCACUUCUUCCUUUCUUCGCGAUUUUCUUCCAAAAGCUGUCCUUCGGUUUGCUUUCCCAAGCUAGGAACUGGACUGCACAAAUGUCGAGCAAAAGGCCUCGCCGUUAAAGCCUCGGGGGAUUCAAGCGAUAAUUUGUCACGAUUUGCUCCUCUUGAAUUUGAAUCCUCAGUUGGACAGCUUUUGGCACAAAUUUUGCAAACCCAUCCUCAUCUACUUCCUGCAGCCGUUGAUCAGCAACUUGAGAACCUUCAAACUCAUAGAGAUGCCCAAAGAGAAGAAAUUCCUUCCUCUCAAGAUCUCCUGCACAAGAGAAUUGCUGAAGUCAGAGAGAAAGAAAGGCAGAAGGCACUGGAAGAGAUAAUAUACUGCUUAAUUAUACAGAAAUUUAUGGACAAGGACAUUCUGAUGAUCCCUAAGAUAUCAGAAACCUCAGAAUCUAUAGCGCUACUGGAUUCUUGGCCUAACCAGGAACACAAACUUGAAUCUGUUCAUUCCCCAGAAGCUUUUGAGAUGAUACAGAGCCACUUAUCUCUUGUACUUGGAGAGCGACUUGUGGGACCCCUUGAUACAGUUGUUCAGAUGAGCAAAAUCAAACUUGGAAAGCUGUAUGCUGCUUCAAUAAUGUACGGAUAUUUUCUCAAAAGAGUUGAUGAACGGUUUCAACUCGAAAGAACCAUGAAUACCCUUACUGAUGGUUUAAGUAAAGACCAGGUAAGUUUUGAUGAUCCAGUUCCAACAAAACAGCUCUGGGAUCCUAACUCAUUGAUCCGGGUGUUUACUGAUGAUGGUGGUGAGAGUGAUGGGGGAAAUUUCAUGAAUACUGGUGAAGGCAAAUCAUACCGACUGAGAUCCUAUGUUAUGUACUUGGAUGCAGAGACUCUUCAGAGAUAUGCUACUAUAAGAUCCAAAGAAGCUAUUUCUUUGAUUGAAAAGCAGACGCAGGCCCUGUUUGGGAGGCCUGACAUUCGGAUUGCAGAGGAUGGUUCAAUUGACACUUCUAACGAUGAAGUACUUGCAAUUACUUUCACUGGAUUGACAAUGCUAGUCUUAGAGGCAGUCGCAUUUGGAUCAUUUCUAUGGGUUGCAGAAAGCUAUGUUGAAUCUAAAUACCAUUUUGUAAAAAGCUAAAAACAGUAUUAGAUCUAUUUAAUGCCCACCGAGGCUGUAUAGUUUGUGCUGUAUUGAACAUGUUGUAAUGGGGUUUUCAGUAUAUAAAAUAGUUUGAUAUUUUGUAUCCAA